AUGGCGACCGCCGCUGCCCCCGACUCUUCGCUCCUCUCUCUCCUCUACCGCUCGUACCCCAACGUCAUCUCCCCCGAUGCCACCGAGCCCGAUUACCUCCACGCCACUCCCAAGAUCUUCUCGCAGACCUCCUACACCAAACCCGAGGAGGCUGAUGUCAAGCAAUGGCUCAACACCGUCUCCGGCCUGAAGAAUGCCAUCGCCAAGGAUGAGAAGCCCGUGCUGGAGAGCAUUUUGGCUCAGCUGAACACCCACCUGGCCACCCGCACUACCCUGCUCGGCGCGAAGCCCUCGGUCGCCGAUGUUGCCAUCUACGCUCUGGUUGCCCCGCUGGUCGAGAAGUGGUCACCCGAGGAGCGCACCGGUGAGAAGGGAUACCACCACGUCGUUCGUCACAUCGACUUUGUCCAGAACUCCAAGGUUUUCUCUCUGCAGAUCCCCGAGGAGGAGAAGGUUGUCAUUGACGUGAACGACGUGCGUUUCGUGCCCAAGCCCAUCGACCCCAAGGAGGAGAAGGAGCGCAAGAAGCGUGAGAAGGCCAAUGCCCAAAACCCCGAGGCUGCUGCUGAGAAGCCUCUUGUCGUCGGCCAGGGCAAGCCCGGCAAGGACCAGAGCAAGGCUGCUGAGGCUGCCGCCAAGGAGAAGGCUCCCAAGGCCCCCAAGGCUGCUCCUGCCCCCGCUGCUCCCCCCUCGCCCUCCAUUAUCGACCUGCGUGUCGGCCACAUUCUGCGCGCCAUUAACCACCCCAAUGCCGACUCCCUCUUUGUCUCCACUAUCGACUGCGGUGACGCUCCCGGCUCCGACAACACCUCUCUGGAUGAGGAGACCGGCAAGACCGUCCGUACUGUCUGCUCCGGUCUUAACGGUCUGAUCCCCCUGGAGGAGAUGCAAGGCCGCAAAAUCGUUGCUGUCUGCAACCUGAAGCCCGUGACUAUGCGUGGCAUCAAGUCCGUAGCCAUGGUUCUGGCUGCCUCUCCCCGUGUCCCCGAGGGUGGUGACGCCCACGCCGGCCCCGUCGAGCUUGGCUGGUCCGAGGGUGAGCCCGAGAAGCAGCUCAACCCCAAGAAGAAGGUCUGGGAGACCUUCCAGCCUGGAUUCACCACCAACGGUGAUCUUGAAGUCUGCUUCGACAGCAGCGCUGUCCCCGCCGUUGCCGGCCAGGAGGGCAAGCCCGCCAUCGGAAAGUUGACGACUGCCUCUGGUGUUAUCUGUACCGUCAAGUCCCUGAAGGACGCUACCGUGCGGUAA
Messenger RNA from Penicillium manginii, 1248 nucleotides. Its product is annotated as putative cofactor for methionyl- and glutamyl-tRNA synthetases. Gene Ontology annotation, cellular component: methionyl glutamyl tRNA synthetase complex. NCBI's taxonomy places the organism in Eukaryota, Fungi, Ascomycota, Eurotiomycetes, Eurotiales, Aspergillaceae. The record is from RefSeq and is a predicted model, not a curated record. The coding region runs from base 1 to 1248 and encodes 415 amino acids. Gene Ontology annotation, molecular function: tRNA binding. The transcript is spliced from 3 exons.